Molecule: messenger RNA, 4803 nt
Organism: Mus pahari (shrew mouse)
Lineage: Eukaryota; Metazoa; Chordata; Mammalia; Rodentia; Muridae
Gene: Sidt1
Product: SID1 transmembrane family member 1
Exons: 26
Coding region: 662-3184 (840 amino acids)
Cellular component (GO): membrane
Source: RefSeq, a predicted model, not a curated record
UUGGAGAGCAAGAGUAAUAAGGAACUAAGCCAGGUGUCUGAGAAGGGCUUCUGUUCCAGCAGGGCGAAUAGCCGGAGAGCGGAGAGCGACAUUUCACACCUGCGAGAGUCUUGCUGGAAGCCACUGUAAAAAUCGAAUUGGUGCAUCCUCUUGAGAGGUGCGCUCUCUUUUGCUUUCUAUUCGCCUGCCUGCAGCUAGAGUGCACGUUCGUUUGACGUGCACCUGAUUUCCUCCUUGAUGGCUGGUCACACCGAUUCUUCCAGACUGGCGGCUACCUCUCUGAGGGGUUGGUCGUUGGUGAUUUGAGGUUGAGAGGGAAAAGAUCAGUGAAAAUUCUUUCUGGGUGAGUGGAAGAUUUUCAGCGAUGAGAAAGGAAAGACUUAAAAGUCGAAGGGGAAAGCAGCCCUCCCUGGUCCCCACGCCUCCUGUUGCCCCUACUCCACACGCGUGACCUCCUUUGGAGACCCCAGGUGGCACAUCAGUAUUUGAGCUGCUCGCUCCUCUCCAGCGCGCUGCAGGCGUUGGGCUGGCCACACACCACCCAGCUGCUGAAGCCGGCACCCAGCGCCACAGGCAGCUUGGAAGGACCAUCUCCGUGCUCGCUCCCUCCUCGGACUGCUUGUGUUUCGAGGGACCCCCGGGGCGAGGCGAGGCGCCCACCAUGCUCGACUGCCCGCGCCUGGCGCUGCUCUGCGCGCUGCCCUGGCUCCUGCGGGCGGCGGUCCCUGGCCACCAGGCAGAGCCCCUCGCGCAAUCGGCAGAGCUGCGCCGCGAUCCGCGCGACCCCGCCAGGGGAGCCGAUUUCGAUCGCGUCUACAGCGGGGUGGUGAGCCUCAGCACCGAGAACAUCUACUCCUUCAACCACACCAGCCAUCCUGGCCAGGUGACGGCUGUGCGGGUGCACGUCAACAGUUCCUCUGACAACCUGGACUACCCUGUCCUGGUUGUGGUUCGCCAGCAGAAAGAAGUGCUGUCCUGGCAGGUCCCUCUGCUCUUCCAAGGACUAUACCAAAGAAGCUACAACUACCAGGAAGUCAGCCGCACACUAUGUCCUUCAAAAGCAACCAACGAGACCGGCCCUUUGGAGCAGCUGAUCUUUGUAGAUGUAGCAUCCAUGGCUCCCCAUGGCGCCCACUACAAGCUGCUGGUCACCAAAAUCAAGCACUUCCAGCUCCGGACAAAUGUUGCCUUCUACUUCACUGCCAGCCCCUCUCAACCUCAGUAUUUUCUAUACAAAUUUCCUGAAGACGUGGACUCCGUUAUCAUUAAAGUGGUGUCUGAGAAGGCUUAUCCGUGCUCAGUUGUCUCCGUUCAGAACAUCAUGUGUCCAGUGUAUGAUCUGGACCACAAUGUGGAAUUCAAUGGUGUCUAUCAGUCCAUGACCAAGAAAGCCGCCAUCACACUGCAGAAGAAGGAUUUUCCAGAUGAGCAGUUCUUCGUGGUGUUUGUGAUAAAACCUGAAGAUUAUGCCUGUGGCGGAUCGUUCUCCAUCCAGGAAAAUGAAAACCAGACCUGGAAUCUACAACGAUCAAAGAACCUGAAAGUGACCAUUGUCCCAUCCAUCAAAGAAUCUGUGUAUGUGAAAUCUAGUCUUUUCAGCGUAUUCGUUUUCCUGUCCUUCUACUUGGGAUGCCUGCUCUUUGUGCUUGUCCAUCAUGUGAGGUUUCAGAGGAAAUCCAUUGACGGAAGCUUUGGUUCCAGUGAUGGCUCUGGAAAUAUGGCUGUCUCGCAUCCUAUCGCUGCCAGCACGCCGGAAGGGAGCAAUUAUGGGGCCAUAGGUACUUCCCACAAUGAGUCCUUCGACGAGUCGAGCUCCAGUCCUGGGAGGCAGAUGUCUUCUUCCGAUGGUGGGCAGCCUUGCCACUCAGACACGGACAGCUCUGUGGAGGAGAGUGACUUCGACACUAUGCCAGACAUCGAAAGCGACAAAAACGUCAUCCGGACCAAGAUGUUCCUGUACCUGUCAGAUCUGUCCAGGAAGGACCGGAGGAUUGUCAGCAAAAAGUAUAAGAUUUAUUUUUGGAACAUCAUCACCAUCGCAGUGUUUUAUGCACUGCCUGUGAUGCAGCUUGUUAUCACCUACCAGACGGUGGUAAAUGUCACUGGCAACCAGGACAUCUGUUACUACAACUUCCUUUGCGCUCACCCCUUGGGCGUCCUGAGUGCCUUCAAUAAUAUUCUCAGUAACCUGGGCCACGUCCUCCUAGGCUUCCUCUUCCUGCUGAUAGUUCUGCGCCGGGACCUUCUCCACCGAAGAGCCCUGGAAGCUAAAGACAUCUUUGCUAUGGAGUACGGUAUUCCCAAACACUUUGGUCUCUUCUACGCUAUGGGGAUCGCACUGAUGAUGGAGGGCGUGCUCAGUGCCUGUUAUCAUGUCUGCCCUAAUUACUCCAACUUCCAGUUCGACACUUCCUUCAUGUACAUGAUCGCUGGCCUCUGCAUGCUGAAGCUCUAUCAGACCCGUCACCCGGACAUUAACGCCAGCGCCUACUCUGCCUACGCCUCCUUCGCUGUGGUCAUCACACUGACGGUCCUCGGAGUGGUGUUUGGAAAAAACGAUGUGUGGUUCUGGAUCAUCUUCUCUGCCAUCCACAUUCUCUCUUCUCUGGCCCUCAGCACCCAAAUCUACUACAUGGGCCGUUUCAAGAUAGAUGUGUCUGACACAGAUCUGGGAAUCUUCCGGCGGGCUGCUAUGGUGUUCUACACAGACUGUAUCCAGCAAUGCAGCAGACCUCUGUAUAUGGACAGGAUGGUGUUGCUCAUUGUGGGAAAUCUGGUUAACUGGUCCUUUGCCUUCUUUGGAUUGAUCUACCGGCCCAGGGACUUUGCCUCCUACAUGCUGGGCAUCUUUAUCUGCAACCUGCUGCUGUACUUGGCUUUCUACAUCAUCAUGAAGCUUCGAAGCUCUGAGAAGGUCCUCCCCCUACCAGUCUUCUGCAUCGUGGCCACUGCUGUGGUGUGGGCUGCGGCACUGUACUUCUUCUUCCAGAACCUCAGCAGCUGGGAGGGAACCCCAGCGGAAUCCCGGGAGAAGAACCGUGAGUGUGUCCUGCUGGAUUUCUUUGAUGACCAUGACAUCUGGCACUUCCUCUCUGCGACUGCCCUGUUUUUCUCCUUCCUGGUGUUGCUGACUCUGGAUGACGACUUGGAUGUGGUCCGGAGAGACCAGAUCCCUGUCUUCUGAACACCCAGCAUCACAGGGGGAAGACGGAGCAACCCACCUUGGUGCUGUUUUGUGGAAAACACAGCGAGUGUAGCAGUGUAGCAGCUCGCCCACUGCCAGACGCUCCACCUGCCUGGAGGGAGCCAAGGGUGUCUGCAUGCACACAGGAAGAGCUUGGGACUGAGCUAAACCUCACGAAUGGUAGACGGGAUGCCCUGUUGUGCACAGAGACAGAGCCCGGAGGCUCAAGAACCUCUAUUUGCAACUUUGAGUUCAGUCUAGACACUAGCUGCAUCGGGCCAGCUUCUCCACCUGGCCCCUCCCAUCCUCUCUGAGAUUGACCAGAGAAACCAGCUACUCAGACUUCCCACCUAGAACCUUCAGUGUGGCCACUCCCACACCUCCCAGACACCCGCUGCUAUAGAAGGCCAAAGCACCAUCUCAUUCUUCCCCGGUCUCAUAGAAGACCGAAUUCCUCAGAAUAUGGUGCAGAAGUGGGACCAAGUCCCCACCCAACUGGAGACAGACAGUCUAGUAACUCAAGCUAAGUCACCUCUUCAGAAGGAACACUGAAUUCCUGGCACGGCUGGAAACGCUCUGGGAGGAGACUUAGACAUGCGCACUUCUGAACAUAUGACCUUUGUGGAUCCAAGUCCUGGGUGACCACCUAUCUCUUCGGGUCUUCGUCUCACUGUUGAUGCUGACUCUGCUCUCUGAUGCUGCCUUCUUAGAAGGUCCCUCUCUCUCCCUAGGUCUCCUCUUUCUCUCUCUAACAGCUCCAAGAUGGACAGAGAUGGAGCAAAUGCUUCCCACAGCAGCGGAAGUGAUGGACAGUGCUUAGUGGCUGAGCAUCAGACCGGCACCACCUCAAUGACAAAUUGAUCCUGGAGCAAAUUCAACACAGUAACCGUGCUUGGUGGUCCCCAGACACACAGCUCAAUCUGUGCCCAUACAGCCUUUUCCUGGAAUUACCCUGGUGUCCUCCACAACUGAACCUGUCGCUUACGUAGAUCAGGGUUUCCGACUAUCUGCCCGAAGUUCUCAGCAGUAACCCAGGCUGGGCACGUGCUCCUCCCCGGACCACCGAAUGAGUCACAGAGGUCAUGGCUAAUCCAAUCACCUCGUACUGUAUCCCAUUCUCACACUGUCCCCAGGAGGAUGUUAACAACAACAACAACAAAAGCCUCAAUGUUCUAGCUUUCUUCUCUCGUGCCAUCUGGAGAAGCCCCAUUUUGAUCAGGCUUCUGUGUGUGGAGUACGAUGUCAUCAGAAAAUAGACACAUAAGUGUGUGCACCCAUGCCUACUUGCUUGUGAAAUUGAAGUCGCUCCUCACCUGUGCUCUCUUGAACAUUUAGUAAGGAAGUGGAGUCCUCUUUUUAAAAAACUAUCAUUCUUUCUUUCAAAUCUGUGUUCAAAUCUGUGUUUUGGAUGUUUGAACAGCAAGCUUUUCCUGGUUUUAAAAGUGCAAAGAUGAUUUCCAUGAAUAAUUUUGUGCGGUCUUUCUUUCUAGAAUGCUCUCUCAUUCGCAAUUUGUUUUCUGUUAUUCUUCGUAAUUUCAAAACUUCUUGGCCUCUGUGGGUCAUAUGAAGGCUAUCAAUUAGAUAGUUGUCUUGGUCAAACAUCUUUAAAAAAAAAAAAA